UCUAUACUACCACUGAUACAAAACGGUUCGGAGUUCACUUGUCCACAUACUAAAAUGAGUAAUCCAGAGGAAGCCAAAGUGACUACAACUCCACACGUAGUGAAAGAGGAGAUCAUUGCAGGAGGAAAAUGGAUACAGCUUGAGAAGACAACAUACGUCGAUCCUGCAGGAAAUGUCAGGAUGUGGGAGACGGCGAAGAGGACAACGAGACGGACCAACACAGAUGCAGAUGGCGUUGGAAUCAUCGCCCUGCUUAAACGGACGCUCCACAAAGACUGCGUAGUGAUGGUGAAGCAGUUUCGUCCUCCCAUGGGAUGCUACACUCUGGAGUUUCCUGCAGGACUGAUCGAUGAAGGCGAGACUGCUGAGGUAGCUGCACUAAGGGAGCUUAAAGAAGAAACUGGCUAUAAAGGAGAAGUAGUUGGAGUCACUCCAGUGACUUGUCUGGACCCUGGUUUGUCUAACUGCACCACACAGAUCGUCCUGGUGAACAUCAAUGGAGACGAAGGGGAGAAUAUCAACCCAACUCAACAGCUGGGAGAUGGAGAGUUUGUUGAAGUCGUUCUUCUUCCUCUUGAAGAGUUCCAGCAGAAAAUAGAUGAUCUCCUAAAGAAAGAAAAUAUCGUGGUGGAUGCCAAAGUGUACAUCUUUGCCAUGGGGAUGGUUCAGGCCUUCUUUAAGCCAAGGGAGCUCCCGGUCCUGAAGCAGUGAUGCUCAGUGGUUAGGAUGUUACUGUUACAUAAGGCUCCUACAUAGGACUGGAAAAUACUGUUGAAAUAAAAUGCAACUCUUCAAAACUGUAAUAACAUGGUAAGAAGAGUCGUUGCACUGGGGUUUUAAGCACCAUUUGACCUUAUAUUUUAAUAAUCUUAUUAUGAAGUGCAAUGACCAUCUAUAGGGCAAUCAGAAGACACAAUACAACAGUGUGUGUGGUCGCAUUAAUCUUAAAUAGUUAAACCAUCUCUUAAAAACCAAAACAUUUAGGAAUCUAACUUACUGGAAGGUCCAUAAUUAACUGGAUAAUGAUGCUGUUUUUCGUUUUGCCUUCAUUUUCCACCCCAGUGGAUUUCCAUUGGAAACAACACGAUCAAAACUGCGUUGCUGUCCAAAUAAUAGAUCUACUUUUAGAAGGAGCCUUGCUUAUUCAACAUGUUCUACUGGACUAUCCCACACCUAAAGGCCUGAAGCUUACAGUGGCCCGUUGUUAAAUUAUGGCCCACCUGAUGUAGGAUUUUUUUCAGGCAUAGAUGUAUGCCUUUAAUGUCAAACAAUUCCAGGUUUUUACGAGAUUACAUGAGGUGUAGCAGACUAAAAUUUGCUGCAAAUUUUAUGUUGUAGCUGUUAGACAUUCCUUAACUGUUUAACAUUUAAUGUUGUGACGUAAUUGUUUUUACUAUUUGAUUAUUGCAAAAACUGAAUUCCUCUAAAACCUUGAAGCCCCCUGAGAUUAAUCUGCGUUUAAGAAAAAACUCGAAGAUAAAAAUGGUGAAGAAGUCUAACGUUCAAGCUUGAAAUCUGUCGCAAUAUUUAACUAAAGUUGAAAUUAGGAAAUUGUGCAAGCAUUUUGAUUUUUAAAGCGAUAUCUCAGUAUUUUUGAAGUUGGGUUGUAUGAGGUAUUUGGCAGUAGUAGUGGCUAUAACCUCCAGUGAUUCCAGCGGCGUUGCCCCUUCAAAUAUGAUGUGCUUUGAGAAGCUGGGCUAUACGGUGUAACAGACCAGUUUUAGGUAAAACUUGGCUAAAAGACAAUGUUGCCUGAAACUAUGCUUUAUCAAAAAUUUUUGAAGCUUUUUCCCUUCUCAGAAAGCCGCCUUGUUUGGCACUAUUUUGCAAUGCAAGCUUCGUCUACAUACUCUUCCACCUCAGCAUAUCUGAUCAGCAGUUUGGGUCUGCUGGCUUCAACAGAGAUGACAACAAACUGAACUAAAACUAGUUAUUUCAGCUCAGUUUCCACUUCUAACGCUGACAUGUUUUCAUACAGUUCACAUAUUGUGGCAGCUGUAGCUUGUUAAAUUAUUAUCCAUUAGAAGAAUAAAGCCAUGGCAAUAAACGCACAUGGAUGCCAUGGAUGCAUUCAUCUCUUUUGGUCGGGGUCAGUUUCUAAGAUUCAUCUUUGGAAAUUUGAAGGUCUGUAAAACACCAGUGUUCAGUGAGGCAGGAAAAUCUGGAUGGGGGGAGAUGCAGGCUGCAGGCAUCCACGAGCCACUAUCUUUGAUAAAAAAUGUCCUGAAGAGGUGUUGUGAAGGCCCACUCAUGAGAACAGUAACUUUCUGUGAUCAUGGGCUCACAGUUCCAACAUCUACACCACCAAGAAACUUGCUCUCCAGUUUUUUGUAGCUUAGUUUAUUGUUGUUUCUGUCAAAGCUGCAGACCAAAACAGCUGAUCACGAGAUUGCGAUUCACUAAGGCGGAAGAACACAUAGCCAGUAACUGAAGCUCCCUCUGCAAAAUAAGACCAAUCACUGAGGCUUUCUUGGCGAAAAAUCAACCCGUUAUCAGCCCAUUUUUACUUAAAACUCAUUAAUGUCUUCUUAAGGGACAACGGACACUGAAAUCACUGGAGUCUAAUGUCACUACUAUUGCCAACUACCUUAUCAAACCCAACUUGAAAAAUACAGAAUUAUCCCUCUGAGGUCAACCUUACAUUACCAUAUGGCACAUGAAGUUUAAAUCACUUUCCAUUAUUGAAAAUCCAGUCAACCCACAGGUAACCAAAAAGCAUUCCAAUACCUAAACUGUGCAAGCUUAAAUCACUUUUAAAUGUUGUGUAAAGACAUCUUAGCUUCACUCACUAACUUUAGAGGACAUGGACAAGCUAUUAGUCACAUAUGACUCAUACAUAGUUUUAACAGUUACGUACAGUUUUUGGAUUAUGUAUUAGUAGUAUCACAGAAUGAUGAGGUACACUUUUUACCUUAUAGUUCAACUGUAAUGUACAGCAGAGGUACUUUGUUGUCAUUAUUGUGUAGGAAAUUAUUCAUGCUGUGCCUCCAAACUUGUUAUGGUGCAAUAACUUGACAUGGAUAUUGUAGAAAUUAGAAAUAACGAACCAGUGAAUAAAUGUAAUACAGCCUUUGCUCUUA
Molecule: messenger RNA, 3080 nt
Organism: Cheilinus undulatus (humphead wrasse)
Lineage: Eukaryota; Metazoa; Chordata; Actinopteri; Labriformes; Labridae
Gene: nudt5
Product: nudix (nucleoside diphosphate linked moiety X)-type motif 5
Exons: 10
Coding region: 55-711 (218 amino acids)
Biological process (GO): nucleoside phosphate metabolic process; ribose phosphate metabolic process
Cellular component (GO): nucleus
Molecular function (GO): ADP-ribose diphosphatase activity
Source: RefSeq, a predicted model, not a curated record